Messenger RNA from Lasiodiplodia theobromae, 2025 nucleotides. Its product is annotated as C6 zinc finger domain-containing protein. Bases 1 to 2025 code for a protein of 674 amino acids. The transcript has 5 exons. Gene Ontology annotation, biological process: regulation of DNA-templated transcription; DNA-templated transcription. Lineage: Eukaryota; Fungi; Ascomycota; Dothideomycetes; Botryosphaeriales; Botryosphaeriaceae. Gene Ontology annotation, molecular function: DNA-binding transcription factor activity, RNA polymerase II-specific; zinc ion binding; DNA binding. The record is from RefSeq and is a predicted model, not a curated record.
AUGCCCGCCCUGCCGGAGCAGCCCCAGCUCCAGGCGUCUUCUUCGUCCGCAAAACAGCCCAUCCCGUUGGCCUGCGUCGCCUGCCGGUCCAAGCAUCUGAAGUGCAGUGGCGGCGAGCCGUGCUCCAGAUGCGCCACCGAUGGAAGCGAGUGCAGCUACAUCAAGUCUCGCAGGGGGUACAAAGGCCCGAGGAAGAGGACUGCUGGUGACCAGAUGGGCAGGCCUUCGCCAAGGGAGCCGCGUCCGGAUCAACCGGCAUGUACGGCUGGGCUUGCGGCGACUGCGGGUAUCUCAGCCAGCCCUCCCGAGCAACAGCAUGAGCAAUCGCCGUCCUUCCCAGCCCUAGAGGUGCUCACAGGAAGCGAUCAAUCGCCAUCAUCAGACCAGUUCAACAGUUUCGCAUUUCAAUCUGCCGAUGGGAUGGCUGUCGGUGCGCAGAGCCAGGUCACCAUGGCUCCGAAGCUGGUGGGGCAUCUGCUGGGCGACUGCAGCAGCCUCUCGAACAUGGUGUGCGGCGCUUUCUUCACCUUCUUCGCUCCAGCGCACCCAUUCUUGAUGCCCCGCAGCUAUUUGCUUGACUUUCUGUGCAAUGGCGGCACCAAGCGCCAACCUCAUCUUGAGAUGGCGAUCCAGUUCAUUGGAUCAUGCUACGUGCCCCAGGCGUCACCCCAGCUAUUAGAGGAGGCGCUUCGCCAUACUCUGUUCCAGCAGGGCCUGCCGAGAGACAGCUUCAUGGUUCAGGCGCUACUGCUCUAUGCCAUCGGGCUCAAGGCCAAUGACAGAUCGAUCAUGGCAGACGAGAUGCUGUCGAAGGCCAUCGAAAUCGCGCUCGCCAUCGGCAUGAAUGAUCGCGAUUUUGCAAUCCGCAACGGCUGCGGCAACCGUGUGCUAGAAGAGAGUUGGAGGCGGACGUGGUGGGAGCUGUAUAUCGCUGAUGGCUUUUUUGCUGGUGUCAGCCAGCGCACAAAUUUCCGGCUAAGGGACGUUCAGACUGACGUUCCUCUACCGUGCGAGGAGGAUGAGUACGGUUCAGGGUACAUCCCUCUGUCAAAGACGCUCGAGGAGUACGAUGACUCUGCUUUUGCGGAAGACGAUGUUGAGUACUCGUCAUUUGCCUACCGGAUUGACUCCGUUCGAAAUUUAGGCAGGGUAUUGGCCGUAUCAAGCGAAGAUGUCCUUGAUUUCCGCGCAAUCGAGUGUGCCGACUCACAUCUUGUGAAUUGGUCGUUACACCUUCCAAACAGCAAAAGGGAGCCUAUCUCCCACGACGGCCAGCUCGACCACAUGAUCUUCCAAGCGCACAUGAUAACAGAUGCGAGCACCAUUCUCCUCCACAAACCUCGCUCCACCCUGGACGAGUACCGCUCGGCCGACGAGAUCCGCACGUGCGUCAAACAAUGCGCGCCGCUGGUGUCGACGCAGUCGCGCGAGACGCACACGGCCAAGUGCACCGAGGCGGCGCGACGGCUGUCGCAGCUGGUGCGCGUGAUGCACCCGAUCCUGCCGCUCACCAAGCUGACGCCCUUCUUCACCUGCGCCAUCGUCAUGGCUUCGGUCGUGCACCUCUCCGCCUGGUCGCUCGUCCCGCCCAACGGCGGCAGCAGCGGCACCGCCGGUGGCAUCUGCGGCAGUGGCAGCGGCAGCAAUAGCAACAACAAUAACAACGGUGGCGCCGCCCUCUUGCAGGACUGCUCGUCGUUUUCGUCGUCGGCGGACGCGGUGGCGGCGGGGGUCGUGAGCGGGCCGGAUGCCGACGCGGUGUUGAAGGAGCUGAUCAGGCUGAGCAUGGGCGCUUUGAAGCAGCUGGCGGCGCAGUGGCCGUUGGCGAAGACGGCGGCGGGGCAGGUCAGGGGCGUGGCGGGAGAGCUUUUCAGGGCGAAGAGGGAGGUGAGGAGGCUGUGGAACGAGGUCGCGGCCGAGGAUAUCUUGAGGAUGAUCGAGGACGCGGCGAGCGAGAGUGGUGGUAGUGGGAGCGGGGCGAGUGGUGGGGCGUUUGCGGAGGUGGGUGGGUGCGGGGCUGCGUAG